Maylandia zebra (zebra mbuna) is the source of this 1576-nucleotide messenger RNA. Lineage: Eukaryota; Metazoa; Chordata; Actinopteri; Cichliformes; Cichlidae. The record is from RefSeq and is a predicted model, not a curated record.
UGCUGGGUCGGUGACCCACCGUUUUGUGUUUAUUAAUAUUAUCAUUAUUAUUAUUGAUUAUAUAUUCUAGCUGAGAGGUUUUCUUCCCAUGCCUCCUUGUGUGUCUGGUUAUGUGUCGGUGUGCUCUCUCUAUGCUCUCUUUCAUGUCCCUGAGUCGGUGUCUGCAGUUCUUUCGAUGGUUCCAGUUUUACUUUGAAGAUGACUACAGGAGGACUGCGUGCACCAGUCUUCUGAAGUACAUUGUGGAGAAGGACCAAUAUGUUCAGGGAGAGAGAAUAAGUCACACCAUACAAGCUGUUAAGGGUAAGAAGAAACAAAGCAAACGGCAGUCUAGCCCAGUGAAUAUUUCCCAAACGAUCAACAAGGCACUCAAAGUUUGCGAGGACUUUCUGCAGAGUCUGGAGCACAGUGACAUAGACACUAACUUGGAAACACAGCAAACACCCGCACAGGAGUGGGCAGAGUUUUUAGACAGUUACUAUCUAGUUGUGCAUGGUGGAGCAGAGAUUGAUAGCAGUGAUUAUUUAGUGAUCCACUGCAAGGCUAUGCUGCAGAGGAUGAAGAUAGUCAAUCCCCAGCUGGAGAUAGAAGGCAUCCAUAACAUCUGGAUCAUCAAACCUGGAGCAAAGUCCAGAGGCAGAGGGAUCAAAUGUGCUAAUCGUCUUGACCAGAUCCUCGACCUGGUGAAGGGUGAUCCAAAACUUAUCAAGGAAAACAAAUGGGUGGUACAGAAGUACCUGGAGCGCCCCUUCCUUAUCCAUGACACCAAGUUUGAUGUGCGCCAGUGGUUUCUGGUCACCGACUGGAAUCCUCUGACCGUGUGGUUCUACAAAAAGUGCUACUUACGCUUUUCCACACAGCCUUACACGCUAGAUUCAAUGGACAGCUCCAUGCACUUGUGUAAUAACUCCAUUCAGAAGAGCUUGAGGCCCUUGCUACAGCGGCACGGAAGCAUUCCAGUAGACAAUAUGUGGUCGGUUGACCAGUUCAAGACAUUUCUGUGCACCAAGGACCGGGAAGCUCAGUGGGAUACUGUAGUCGUCCCAUGAAUGAAGAGAGCUCUCAUCUAUGCGUUACAGACAGCACAGGAUCUGAUAGAGUCACGCAAAAACACAUUUGAGCUCUAUGGUGCUGAUUUCAUGCUAGAUCGUGACUUGCAUCCGUGGUUGUUAGAAAUCAAUUCUAGUCCCACCAUGGCUCCAUCAACCCCUGUGACAGCCCAUCUCUGUGCUGCAGUGCAGGAGGACACUUUACGAGUUGUUCUGGAUCGGAGAGUUAAGCGCACAGCAAACACAGGAGACUUCCAGCUCAUAUAUAAAAAGGCAGCUGUGAAAGUUCCUCAGUAUGUGUACAACAGUACGUGUUGAGGGAUUCAGAGUUAAAUGCCCCUACUCGCUUCCUCCCCUGAAGUCCUCCAGCUGUGCAGUGCCAAAACACCGUUCCCCAUCAAAGACAAGAGUCCCUCAGCAGAAAAAGUAAAGUCUCUUCCUAAGCUACCAUUAAAGGAUGUAGCUCAAAAACACCAACUGUGGGUUUCUGCCACCUCCUCGUCUUCUUUCUCUCACCCUAUGAUGGU